AUGAAUCCGCCGGGAUCGCUGGGGGUGCUGGAGGAGAAGGAGGAGGAACACUUAUCGACCCCGAUUCUCGGGCCCUCGAUACACUCUGAUAACCCUCAGGAGCGGAUCCAGGCCCGGCGCCUCCGCAUCGCGGCGCGCCUGGAAGCUCGGAGGCGGGAAGCGCUUGGAGAAUAUUUAGAUGGGAAAAAGGAGAGUGAGGAAGAUCAAAGCAAGAGCUACAAGCAGAAAGAAGAGAGCAGGCUGAAAUUGGCUAAACUGCUGCUCUGUGGCGCUGAGUUUGUGACAAAUAUCCAGGUAGCUACAGAUAUCAGAGAGAUCCACAGGCGAGUUGAAGAAGAGGAGAUAAAGCGUCAGAGACUCGAAAAGCUGGAGAAUGAAGUCAAGACCAGCCAGGACAAAUUUGAUGAGAUCACCGCCAAGUGGGAGGAGGGCAAACAGAAGAGAAUUCCCCAGGACCUGUGGGACAUGCUCAACACCCAGCAGGUGCACUGUGCUGGGCUGAUAGAGGAUAAGAACAAGCUCAUCAGCGAGUUACAGCAGGAGCUAAAAACAAAGGAUGACCAGUAUGUGAAAGAUCUGAAGAAACAGUCGGAUGACACCUGCCUGCUCCUGGAGAGGAUGGAGGAGCAAGUGAAGAAUGUGAUGAAGAGCUUUCGUCAGGAGCUCCAUAACAUCGAGAAAGCAUUUGAGGUGGAACGACAGGAGCUACUGACCAGUAAUAAGAAGAAAUGGGAGCGGGCGCUACAGGCUCACAACUCCAAAGAGCUGGAGUAUCUCAUGAACCGCAUCAGGAAAGUAGAGGACUAUGAGAAGCAGCUGAACAAGCAGAGGAUCUUGGACUGCGAGGAGUACAACAUGAUCAAGAUCAAGCUGGAGCAGGACGUGCAGAUUCUUGAGCAGCAGCUUCAGCAAAUGAAAGCAACUUAUCAGCUAAACCAAGAGAAGUUAGAGUACAACUUCCAGGUGCUGAAGAAGAGAGAUGAAGAAAGCACGGUGAUCAAAUCCCAGCAGAAGAGGAAGAUCAACCGCCUGCAUGAUAUACUUAACAAUCUGAGAUCAAAAUAUACCAAGCAGAUAAAGCAGUUUCAGGAGGAGAACCAGUCACUAACCUCAGACUACAAACGCCUUGUGGUGCAAUUCAAGGAGCUACAGAAAGCCAUGAGGCAUUUUGCUCUCAUUGAUGAGGAGAAGUUCCGGGAGAUUUGGCUGAUGAAUGAAGAGGAGGCAAAGGAUCUGAUAAGCAGAGCCUUUGAUGUAGACAGGAUCAUCCAUACCCAUCAUCUGGGGCUCCCCUGGACGGCACCUGAUUUCUGGUUCCUGAAGAAUGUGGGCCCUAUUUCUCAGCAGCAGCAGAAGUCGGCCACACAAAUAUUAGAAGAACUGCUGAUGCAAACAGAAGAGGAGGAGACAGAAGCAGCUGCCUCAGAACCAGAGUCUUACCUGGACCUACCAAAGCAAGUUUCGGCAAAAACUACCAGAAAGAUACUGAUGCUCCUCUGUGACGAGUCGGGUUUCCUCAUAGAGAGCAAGCUGCUGAGCCUUCUCCUUCCCCUGGAGAAGAGUGAAUGCUAUCUCCUGAGGCUGGACGCCAUCUUCUCAGCCCUCGGAAUUGAAAGUGAAGAUGACUUGUAUAAACUGGUGAACUUCUUCCUCAAAUACCAAGCUCAUCAUUCACCCUCCAGCCAGGAGCCAACAAGCCUGAUCUCAGCAUUGGAGCCAGCAGAGCAGAUAGACCGCGAGGGAGAGGAGGAGGAAAGCCUUGUGGAAGGGGAGACGGAAGAGAAGGAGACCCCCCCUUCUCCCAGGCUUAUCCACCCCAAUGACGUCCUCAAGAUUCUGGAGGCCUUUGUCAUGGGUCUGAAGAAGCCCAGGGACUUUCAGGCACCAGUGAAGUUGCUGAAGGACGUGCGCAAUAACUCAAAGGACUCUGAGUACUGGAAGGCCCUGACCACGGUUAUCCCUGACUCCACGCAGAACCUCUGGGAUGCGCUCUACAUGGCCUUGGAGAAAUACCACCUCGUCCUGACCCAGAGGGCCAAGUUGCUGAUGGAAAACAAUUCUCUGGAGCAGCAGAACACGGAGCUCCAGAUGCUGCUGCAACAGUAUCUAGGUUCCAAGAUAAACUCUGAGCUGCAAGUUCCUCCGACUCAGGUGUUCCAGGUACCUACAAAAUAGAGCCAGACCUCGACGGCUGCUGUGCUGGGGCGGACACUGGUGUUGGUGCUGGUGCUGGAGGCGGCACACGUCACCAGGGAGCUGCCUGGGCCUGCUCUGGAUGUUCCAGAGCUGCUGUUGUAGGGCCUGUCCAAAUAAGGCAACGAGAGGAGUUACCUGUAUCCUACAGUCAUGAUUAAAGUCUUUAAAAAGUU
Messenger RNA from Diceros bicornis minor, 2369 nucleotides. RefSeq names its product dynein regulatory complex subunit 1 (gene DRC1). Gene Ontology annotation, cellular component: axonemal dynein complex; axoneme. Bases 1 to 2175 code for a protein of 724 amino acids. Gene Ontology annotation, biological process: cilium-dependent cell motility; regulation of cilium movement; axonemal dynein complex assembly. Lineage: Eukaryota; Metazoa; Chordata; Mammalia; Perissodactyla; Rhinocerotidae. The transcript has 17 exons. The record is from RefSeq and is a predicted model, not a curated record.